Chrysoperla carnea is the source of this 1189-nucleotide messenger RNA. RefSeq names its product regucalcin-like. NCBI's taxonomy places the organism in Eukaryota, Metazoa, Arthropoda, Insecta, Neuroptera, Chrysopidae. Gene Ontology annotation, molecular function: gluconolactonase activity; calcium ion binding. The transcript is spliced from 6 exons. The record is from RefSeq and is a predicted model, not a curated record. Gene Ontology annotation, biological process: L-ascorbic acid biosynthetic process. The coding region runs from base 115 to 1152 and encodes 345 amino acids.
AGAUAAAACAGUUAUUAAAUUAAAAACAUUGAUAUUUAUUUAGUGUUAGUGAUAAACAAGCUAUUGCUGUGUAAACCAAAAUUUUAAAGCGUGUUCAUACUAUUGGCCCUUAAAAUGUGGACGCUCCAUGUCCUUGAAUUUUUUAAAACAAAAAAACCAAAAACAAAUAUGUUAAUACACCUAUGUAUUUUUUUAAAUUUAUUUUUUCCCUUGAUGUGCGAGCCAAUUGUAAAAGAAAUAGGCGAACAAUUAACAUUAGGCGAAGGACCACAUUGGGAUGCUGAUCAACAAGCAUUAUAUUAUGUAGAUAUCGAUGGCAAGGACAAUAAAGGUGGUGCUAUUUUAAAAUAUGUCCCCACAACGGGAAAAAUUACACAAUGUAAUUUUGGUAGUGGCAACACAGUAUCAUUAGUUCUUCCAAUUGCUAAUACUUCUGAAAAAUUUGUUGUUACAAUUAAUAGAAAAAUAGUUGUUGUUACAUGGAACGGUGUUGAUACGAAACCAUCAAAAAUUGAAGAAGUUCUUGAAGUGGAUGGCCAUAGAACAUCUAAUCGUUUAAACGAUGGAAAAUGUGAUCCGUUUGGACGGGUUUAUGCAGGUACUAUGGGUGUCGAUUAUGGUACCGGAAACUAUGAGGAUCAUGCGGGAUCACUGUAUUUAAUUGAUUUUGAAAAUAAGAAAGCUAACAAAUUACUUGGUGAAUUGGGUAUAGCAAAUGGAUUAGCCUGGGAAUUAGAUAAAAAAGUUAUGUACUACAUUGAUUCAUUAAGAAGACGUGUGGACAAAUUUGCCUACGAUCCUGAAACUGGGACAAUUUCAAACAGGCAAAUUGCAUUUGAUAUAGAAGCAAAUGGUCUUCCAGGAUUCCCUGAUGGAAUGUGUAUUGACACAGAAGGAUUUUUAUGGGUUGCUCUUUUUAAUGGAGGUAGAGUUAUUCGAGUGGAUCCAACCAAUGGAAAAUUAGUCAAGACUAUUAAACUUCCAGCAGAACAGAUAACAUCGUGUGCGUUUGGUGGACCCAACUUAGACAUUUUAUAUGUGACAUCAGCAGAAAUUCAUGGAAAAGGAACUACUUCCAAAGCUGGAUUAACAUUUUCAGUAACCAACACUGGGGCUAGAGGAUAUCCAGGAGUUAGUGCUGUAUUACCAUAAUGAUAAAAUGAAAAAAUUACUUUCAUUAAAUAUAGAC